Molecule: messenger RNA, 456 nt
Organism: Arabis nemorensis
Lineage: Eukaryota; Viridiplantae; Streptophyta; Magnoliopsida; Brassicales; Brassicaceae
Source: the annotation of a GenBank genome assembly
AUGGGCCCGGAACCAGAGGUUGCUGCGGCUGGUAUUGUGAAGAAGAGAACGUUUAAGAAGUUUCAAUUCAGAGGAGUCGAUCUCGACGCUCUUCUUGACAUGUCCACUGAUGAUCUUGUCAAGCUCUUCAGUUCUCGUAUUCGCAGAAGGUUCUCUAGGGGGUUGACGAGGAAGCCUAUGGCUUUGAUCAAGAAAUUGCGCAAAGCGAAAAGAGAUGCACCAGCUGGUGAGAAGCCAGAGCCAGUGAGAACACACCUGAGAAACAUGAUCAUUGUGCCUGAAAUGAUUGGAAGCAUCAUUGGUGUGUACAACGGAAAGACUUUUAACCAAGUCGAGAUCAAACCGGAAAUGAUUGGACACUACUUGGCUGAGUUCUCAAUCUCAUACAAACCGGUUAAGCACGGUAGGCCUGGUGUUGGUGCUACCAAUUCCUCCAGGUUUAUCCCUCUCAAGUGA